UGUAUACAUGCAUACUAUAUUUAUGUAUAUAUAUUGAUUCCUAGUAUGUCCAUACGCUAGCUCACUAGGUCUUGCGGCUCGCCAAAGUACACCAGCGAUUGACGGUGUCUUCUACCGUCCAAAUGGUACAUCAUAUCAGCUCCAGUCCAGUUUUCAUACACAUUCGACGGAACCGGAGCCGACGGCCGGCGCGGCUACGCCGCCUGGCCCGGCGCGCGCGGCCCCGGAGUUCGCGGUCCCGCGUCGCCUUCUCCGACGCGGACCUCGCAUCGGCGGCGGACGCGGACGCGGCGGCGGCGCUGGCAUCGCACGCUCCCGCGGACGCGGCGGCGCCCGCGGCCGGCCUCGAGCGCGAGAGUUGCGAUACGACGCAGGGCGACACCGACGUAGACGUCGCCUCGCAACUCUCGCGCCUCUCGGUCGCUGGGGCCGAGGCGGAGCCCCGCAGCCCCCGGUCGCCGCGAACGCCGAAGGACGCGUGCGUCGUCUGCUGGGAGCGGCGCCGCGAGGUGGCCUGCUACCCUUGCAUGUGCGUCGCGGCGUCCCGGAGAUUUCCGCUGAUACUUCACUUGACACCUCGAUUGCGCGGAGACACGCCAUCGCCGCGGUCGUCUCAAUGUCUGAUCCGCGCAGGCACGUCUGCCUCUGCGCGGCGUGCGCCGGCGCGGCGGACGCCUGUCCCAUGUGCCGGCGGCCCGUCGAGGACGUGUUCCGCGUGUUCCUGUCUUGAUUUCUUCAUCAUCAUCGUCGUCGUCGGCGUUCCGCGGCUCUUAUCUAUAUAUGAAGCAUCUUCUAAGCAUCUU
Pelagomonas calceolata is the source of this 803-nucleotide messenger RNA. NCBI's taxonomy places the organism in Eukaryota, Pelagophyceae, Pelagomonadales, Pelagomonadaceae. The record is from the annotation of a GenBank genome assembly.